This is a messenger RNA of Alternaria arbusti, 2481 nucleotides long. RefSeq lists its product as uncharacterized. Lineage: Eukaryota; Fungi; Ascomycota; Dothideomycetes; Pleosporales; Pleosporaceae. The transcript has 3 exons. Bases 1 to 2481 code for a protein of 826 amino acids. The record is from RefSeq and is a predicted model, not a curated record.
AUGGAUCUGCCUUCUCUUUUGGUAGACACGUAUAAACGCUAUAAAAGCGGUACACAGAUUGUAGCUACUUGGCUCGCGACAUCGGCCGCCCGGAUCCAGUCCAUCGACCACUUAUUGAUCAAGGACGGACGUCUCAAAGGACAAGCUCGCGCUGCAGCCCGGCAGAAUGGAGUGAGCGAAGUGCCUUUACACGCGUUCAAGACCUUGGUCGAUAUCCUUGCAAACGCUAAGAUCACUUUGCCGACCGAUAUCGAAGCUAUCUUGUGGAGUGUCAUCACCGCUCGCAAAGAAUGUGCAGGCUUCUACCGAGCGAAACCAGAGCGAGAAGCUGGUGAUGACAUCGAUGAUGAAGGCCAUCAGUUCUUCAUCGACAUCCUCGACUACUAUUACCACACGCUUAAAGCGCCGACAGCAGGUAAGACCAAGGAAGAGCGCGAGAAAGGAUCAUCUACGGAUAGUCGCACAUCUAACCUCUUCCAACACCUGAGUCUGGUUCAAGAGCAUGCUGAGCCAUCGGGCUACGUGCCUUCAGUGUCGACAGACACGCAGAUCCGAAGCUACCGCAUCAAGGAGUCCGCCAACCGAAAGAGUGAAAAGGCCUUUGCGCUGUUCUGUUUCCUUAAAGACAUGACAGCAAUUCGUUUAUUCGUCCACAAAACCUGGCGCGGAUACAAGGAACGUAGCCUCGCGCUUACCACAGCAGCGACGACCGCCAAUGUCGCAGUUGAGAUCUUGCGACGGGUGAACGAGGCCUUCCUCAAAGACUUUCCAGAAUUCGAAAGCCACCACAAAGUGAUCAAGUUCCUUGAGAGCUUCGAAGAACAAGGUAACAGCGGCAUCACCCGGAAAGACGAGAUGGGCUGGUACGAUCUCGAUCACUUCAAACUGUCCCCGCAAACCUUCGUCUGCAAAGAUACUUAUAACGUAUAUUUCCGAGACCAUCUCUUCGAUCACGACGGCAAGAAGGAAGUGAUGGAGCAAAAAGCAAGCACUUGGAUCAUAUUCGCACUCCAGAUGUUCGUCGACAUGCACCGUGAGCUUGGUGCGGAAGUACCUCGUGCGCAUAGGGAUCUCCUGGAUGGUAACGCAAGAAUGAGUGGCGCAUUGAGACGGUACAUCGACUUUGCAGAAAACCACGACGGCGAAUGGGGCCGAUAUUUGUACACACAACUAGCCUCCUCAUGGCAUCGCCUUCUUGAGACUCUUGAAAGGGUUGACCAUGUCAGCGACACGUUCAAGAUGCACAAUUCGUGGCUCGGGGGAGGAACCUUGGUGGACGGCCCGUUCUACCUCGAGAACCAACCAACCUAUGCUGGAUGCACACUAGAGCGUCAUAAGGAAGGUGUGCACCUGUUCGGUGUUGAGGCUGCAAGACAUUCCGAGCAACUCCUGUUCGCCUGCCACAUCUACAAUGCCGGACUCAAGAACGGGCUGCUGCGACGGUGGCCUGACAUGGAAUAUCUUAUCGCCAAGCAAACCGAGACGCACAUCUUUCUAGGAACCCGUCCGGUCGGAUACGAAGAGUGCGAUAAGCGGCUACUUCUGAUGCGAGGAUUCAGUCCCAGUGUGCUUGCUAAGCAUAAGCGCGCCGGCAGACCAAUGUAUGAACUGUACGAGACGAUGGAUACAAAGAAGAGCUUCGGCGGUCGCAAACUGGAAAUCUUCUCCGCUUUCGUUAGACAGGCUUCCGCUUUUGACGGCCUAAAGCGGGUGAUGCUGAAGAUGGACGAGAAUGGCAAGAAUAAGAACGAGCCGAUCUGGCUUCUAGAGCGCGUAGUCCGACAUCGACUGGAAACUGUGUCGAAGACGUCGAAGCAUGGCAAGCGUCGUGAACAGGAGCUCAGUCCUCUCCAGACGCUAGAGACUUACCGAGACGCAAUGAAGGAGGAUGAAUUCCUUCUAAAUUUCGACAUCAUGACGCUAGAUCUCAUCGCCAACAAAAUGAUCCAUGUGAUCAAAGCCUGGUUGCGAGACUUUGGAGACUUGAAAGCUAGCUCGGUUCCUGGAUCCAAAGUCAGUCUGAAAUGUAUCCGAGACAUCGCAAUGGCAUCUGCGAUCUUGUCCUCUGCAAACAAGAAGCCGGAGAUAUGGGACGUCCUCGAUCACAUCAUCAGUCGCGUCGGCAACAUGUGUUACUUGCGCGCAGAGGCCCAUCGCGGUACCGUAAACCUUCAACCCCGCAACCCGGCCUAUGAAGGCCAGUUUCUUCCUACUGCUGCUGUCUUUGGUGGUCCGAACUCGCCCGAGGUCCCUGAAGACUGGCAGAACAAGUGGGAUAUCGUCGCUGGUAAAGGGGCGUAUGACUAUCAUGUCUCUACUACGGCGCUUUUGACAUUGGAGCAGAGAGCCGCCGACGAGGCGCGUGAGGAGUUCUUGGAGAAGCUCAUUCCUAUCAACUACCCAGACUACAGCCAGGAACAAAUCUGUCGAGGUCUCGGAAUGGAGUACAAGGAUGUCAAGCGAUCGUUUCUCGUGCAUUAA